AUGGCUGUUAAAAACUGUUCUGACAAUAUCCCAGAGUGGGUUGAACAACAAAAAAGAACAAUGACAAGGUGGAUCAAUAGCAAGCUCAGAUACGACGCUGUUAAAGAUAUAUCCAUUGAUCUCAAAGAUGGCCUAGUGCUUGUAAAGCUAAUCAACCAAGUUAUUUUAGAAUCACCCAAUGAGCAUGGAAAUGAGAAGAGGUACUUAUUAACGUCAGUCUAUGAAAAGCCCAAAUUCAGGAUACAAAUGGUUGAGAAUCUAAAUGAUUUCCUUAAAUUUUGUAGAUUGAUUUUAAAUAUCAAUAUUUUAAAUGUCAAUGGCGAAAAUAUCUACGAAGGAAAUGUUAAAUUAAUACUUGGCUUGGUGUGGACAAUCUUUAUAUACUCGACGUCCAAUGCCAUGCCACUUUAUAAUAACUCGUCUUAUUCCCAGAUAAAGACAAUUUUAAUGAAUUGGGUCAAUCAAAUCAUAAACAGAAAAGAUACGAAGAUCUCAAAUUUGAAUAAAGAUUGGUCAAUCGAAAUCAACCGACCUGAUCUUUAUUUAUCGUAUAUUUUGGAUUACUAUUUGCCCGGUCAUUUUGAGAUCCUGCUUAAAAAAUUCCAAAACUUAACAAAUGUCUUUGCUUACACUGAGUCCAUAGGAAUACCACGCCUCGUAGAGGCAGAUGAUUUUUUAAGCCUUGUUCCCGAUGAGACAUGUGUGGUUACAUUUCUUGUUGAGUGGUUUUAUUUUUUUGAGGGAGAUCAAAAACAUAAGGAAAUGUUGGCAGAAGGUAAGACAGAGAAGUUCGAUGCUCUAAUUGAGCUCUUGACUUCUGCAGUCGAUAUGAAAAGAUCUUACGAAUUGAAGGGAGCAAUGUUUCUCAACCAAAUUACUUCAUUGACCCAGCAAAUCAAUGAAAACUCGAUAUUUUUUGAGAACUUUAUUGCACCAUUAAAGAACCACCUUAAUCAAUGUAUGCUGUUGUUUGAUGAGUCUUUCAAUUCUAAUUCAGGAGAUUUUGAACAAUUUUUUGACUUAUUUCUGUUUGUUCAAGAGCAACUAAACGAUGUAAUUGCACGAUUAGAUACAUGCGAGACAUAUCGAGUCGUUAUUAAACCUCAAUUAACCUACAAGGAUUUCCCUGAACUCAAAAGUCUUUCAAACACUAUCAGAAAUAAUCUUGAGGAGAUUGGGAUACAAUAUUUACCGUCAAAAGAGCUUCAGUUGGAGAAUUUGGACGAGAAAUUUCAGAGCCUCAUAAGUGUUGAUGCAGUGCUUAUAAGUAUAUUGAAAGUGGGAAUCAAAGAUCUUAAGGAAGUGUCUAAAUUCAAGGAGCUCAACGGAUAUCUUAAUUCGAUCGAAGAUCACUUGAAAAAGCAUAGACAUGAACUCGACCCUGGAAGCAAAGAUAAUAUCAUAAAAUGUUUGGGAAUAUUCGAUUAUCUUAUCGAAGUAAAUCACAAAUUAGAUUACCAUUCUAGGCGGCUCAACAUCGAAAGGUCAACUUCGGAAUUGAAAAAGCUUUUGGAAACUUCUUUUAUAAAACAUUGCACGAAUUACAAUGUUGAUGCAGAUAUGUUUCUUCGCUUUAAGCAGCAUCUAUGCAUUUACAGUGACUUGACGUGCUCCGAAAUGAUAAAAGAGAUGACAGAUAUUACUUCAGCUGAUAUAUCAACAGAACUCUUAUUAUCGUUCAUUCAGCAGAUUCCUAAUAAAUCAAUCAUAAGAGAAGACAAUGACUCGCAUAUUCAGUACUCUUCUGAUGAUAGCGAUGAAUCUUCCAUAUUUGAUGGUGUUCAUAAGCAGCUUUAUUUACAGCUUUCAGGACACGAUAAACUUUACAAUUUUGGCGAUUUUUUUGAAAGAAUUGAUAAUAGGUUUUGCAUCUAA
Priceomyces carsonii is the source of this 1875-nucleotide messenger RNA. RefSeq names its product Abp2p (gene ABP2). NCBI's taxonomy places the organism in Eukaryota, Fungi, Ascomycota, Pichiomycetes, Serinales, Debaryomycetaceae. Gene Ontology annotation, cellular component: cell projection; cortical actin cytoskeleton; cell junction. Gene Ontology annotation, biological process: actin cytoskeleton organization. The record is from RefSeq and is a predicted model, not a curated record. Gene Ontology annotation, molecular function: actin filament binding. Bases 1 to 1875 code for a protein of 624 amino acids. The transcript has a single exon.